CAGGAGACCAUGGCCAAGAGAGUGGCAAUCAUUGGAGCUGGGGUGAGUGGCCUGACCUCCAUUAAGAGUUGCUUGGAAGAAGGGCUGGAACCCACCUGUUUCGAGAGGAGUGAUGACAUCGGAGGACUGUGGAGAUUCACGGAGCAUGUUGAAGAAGGAAGGGCCAGCCUCUAUAAAUCCGUGGUUAGCAACAGCUGCAAGGAGAUGUCUUGUUAUUCAGACUUCCCAUUCCCUGAGGAUUUUCCAAACUAUGUUCCUAACGCCCAGUUCUUAGAAUAUCUCAGGAUGUAUGCAAAGAGAUUCAAUCUUCUGAAAAAUAUCCAGUUCAAGACAGUAGUCUGCAGUGUGAAAAAGCGACCGGAUUUCUCCACCUCGGGCCAGUGGGAUGUUAUCACCAAGCGGGAGGGAAAGGAGGAGACAGCAGUCUUCGAUGCUGUCAUGGUUUGCACUGGUUUUCUCACCUACCCAUAUUUGCCACUUGACUCUUUCCCAGGUAUAAACAAAUUCAAAGGCCAGUACUUCCAUAGCCGCCAAUACAAAUAUCCAGAUAUAUUUAAGGAUAAAAGGGUCCUUGUGAUUGGAUUGGGAAAUUCUGGGGCGGAUAUUGCUGUGGAGGCCAGUCGCAUUGCUAACAAGGUGUUCCUGAGCACCACCGGAGGAGGAUGGGUGAUGAGUCGAGUGUUUGACUCGGGAUACCCCUGGGAUAUGGUAUUCACAACGCGGUUCCAGAAUUUAGUCAGAAAUACUCUCCCUACCGUGGUUUUGAACUGGAUGAUCGGUAAAAUGAUGAACAAAUGGUUUGAUCACGCAAACUAUGGCAUAAUUCCAGAAAACAGGACUCAAUUCAAGGAACCGCUGUUGAAUGAUGAGCUCCCAUCCUGCAUCAUCACUGGGAAGGUAUUGAUCAAACCUGCGGUGAGGGAGGUGAAAGAAAAUUCAGUCCUGUUUCAGAACACUCCCAACGAGGAACCCAUUGAAGUCAUCGUCUUCGCCACCGGUUACACCUUCGCUUUCCCAUUCCUUGAUGAGUCCUUGGUCAAAGUCGAGAACAAUCAGGCCUCCUUGUAUAAGUACAUCUUUCCCGCCCACCUGGAGAAGCCUACCCUGGCCAUCAUCAGCCUCGUCAAACCCCUGGGCUCCAUGGUGCCCACCUCGGAAGUGCAGGCUCGAUGGGCAACCCGCGUCCUGAAGGGCGUCAACAAACUACCACCAAGAAGUGUCAUGAUGGAGGACGUUAACCGACUGAAGAAAAAUAAAGCCACUGGGUUUGGGCUGUGCUACGGCAUGGUCCUGCAAACAGAUUACAUCAUGUACCUGGACGAACUCACCUCUUACUUCAAUGCCAAACCCGACCUGCUGUCUUUACUGGUGACGGACCCUUAUCUGGCCCUGAAGCUCUUCUUCGGCCCCUGCACCCCCUACCAGUACCGCCUGACUGGGCCGGGGAAGUGGGCCGGGGCCAGAAACGCCAUCCUGACGCAGUGGGACCGGACUUUCAAGCCUACGAAAACCCGCGUUGUGGAAGAGUCUCCAAAUAUCUCUUCCUAUCUGCUCAAAUUCUUCAGCCUUUUCACUCUCUUCGUGGCCAUGUAUUUGGUGUUCCAAUAGACCUCAGCUCCUGAAACCCCAUUCCCAAUUUUCAGAGCAAAGUUGCAUUAUUGUGGUUCCUCAUGAGAGCUUGGCCUUCUUUUUUUGGGCCAGGCUUGCUAUUCUGAACUCUUCCAAGUGCUUAGUACAGUGCUCUGACCACUGUGGGCAUUCAAUAAAUACCUCUGCCCGAUUGAUUGGUAGUCC
Messenger RNA from Tachyglossus aculeatus (Australian echidna), 1794 nucleotides. RefSeq names its product flavin containing dimethylaniline monoxygenase 1 (gene FMO1). The transcript has 8 exons. NCBI's taxonomy places the organism in Eukaryota, Metazoa, Chordata, Mammalia, Monotremata, Tachyglossidae. The coding region runs from base 10 to 1608 and encodes 532 amino acids. The record is from RefSeq and is a predicted model, not a curated record. Gene Ontology annotation, molecular function: N,N-dimethylaniline monooxygenase activity; NADP binding; flavin adenine dinucleotide binding.